CCUCCCCUCACUCCCUUUCCCCUUCCCCACCCCGCCCCGCCGGGAAAACGCGAGCCGUCGCCGCGCUCCCUAAACCGCUGCCUGCCUUCGGCCAACCGCCCCCAACGGCCGUCCCCUCGCUCCUCCCCUCUGGCUCCUCCGAGUGCCGCGGGCGCUCUCCUCCCGCUGCUUCACACUCUCCCACCUCGCGGGCACGCUGCUGCUGUGUGCCGCCAUGCCCCAGCCACGGGCUGCCCACGGGCCUAGGCGCAGCGGCCCGAGAUAGGGUCCCCUCAGUCUCCCGGGGGAGGAGAGAGGCAGCGAGCUGCGCGCUCCGCCCCCUCCCCCCGGGCUGUCGCCGCCGCCGCCGCCGCCACCUCGCCGCCUCAGCCUGGCGGGGCGGAGGAGGAGGAGCACCAGGCCUCCGGGCCCCGGCACCGCCGCCCGCAGGUCAUUUCUGAUUCAUUUGCAUCUUUGACGAGCAUCUGGAGAAGAGGAAAGAAAAGAUGGGUGUGAAAACAUUUACUCAUAGCUCCUCUUCCCACAGCCAGGAAAUGCUUGGAAAGCUAAAUAUGCUGCGAAAUGAUGGACAUUUUUGUGAUAUCACUAUUCGUGUCCAGGACAAAAUCUUCCGGGCACAUAAGGUGGUACUAGCAGCUUGCAGUGAUUUUUUUCGCACCAAACUUGUAGGCCAAGCAGAGGAUGAGAACAAGAAUGUGUUGGAUUUGCAUCAUGUUACAGUGACUGGCUUUAUACCCCUUUUAGAAUAUGCUUACACAGCCACUCUGUCAAUUAACACAGAAAAUAUCAUUGAUGUUCUAGCUGCAGCCAGCUAUAUGCAAAUGUUUAGUGUUGCUAGCACCUGCUCAGAAUUCAUGAAAUCAAGCAUUUUAUGGAAUACACCCAACAGCCAACCAGAAAAGGGUCUAGAUGCUGGACAAGAAAAUAACUCUAACUGCAAUUUUACUUCUCGAGAUGGAAGCAUUUCUCCAGUGUCUUCAGAGUGCAGUGUGGUAGAAAGAACCAUUCCUGUCUGCCGAGAAUCCCGGAGAAAGCGCAAAAGCUACAUUGUUAUGUCUCCUGAAAGCCCUGUAAAGUGUAGCACACAAACAAGUUCUCCCCAGGUAUUGAAUUCUUCAGCUUCCUACUCAGAAAAUAGAAAUCAACCAGUUGACUCUUCUUUAGCUUUUCCCUGGACUUUUCCUUUUGGAAUUGAUCGAAGGAUUCAGCCUGAUAAGGUUAAGCAGGCAGAAAAUGCUCGGACUUUAGAAUUACCUGGCCCAUCUGAGUCAGGUAGAAGAAUGGCUGAUUUUGUGACUUGUGAGAGCACAAAAACUACCUUGCCCUUGGGUACCGAAGAAGAUGUCCGGGUCAAAGUAGAAAGGUUAAGUGAUGAGGAGGUCCAUGAGGAAGUAUCCCAGCCUGUCAGUGCAUCUCAGAGUUCACUGAGUGAUCAGCAGACAGUGCCAGGAAGUGAACAAGUUCAAGAGGACCUGCUGAUAAGUCCACAGUCUUCCUCUAUAGGCUCAGUAGAUGAAGGCGUCACCGAAGGGUUACCUACACUUCAGAGCACUGCCAGCACUAACACUCAUGCAGAUGAUGAUGACCGAUUGGAAAAUGUUCAGUAUCCCUACCAACUCUACAUUGCUCCUUCUACCAGCAGUACAGAACGGCCAAGUCCAAAUGGUCCAGACAGACCUUUUCAGUGUCCAACUUGUGGGGUGCGAUUCACCCGUAUUCAGAACCUAAAACAGCACAUGCUCAUCCACUCAGGAAUUAAACCAUUUCAGUGUGACCGCUGUGGGAAAAAGUUCACCAGGGCUUACUCGCUAAAGAUGCAUCGCCUAAAGCAUGAAGGUAAACGCUGUUUCCGGUGCCAGAUAUGUAGUGCCACUUUCACUUCCUUCGGGGAAUAUAAACACCACAUGAGGGUUUCCCGGCACAUUAUCCGCAAGCCUCGGAUUUACGAGUGCAAAACAUGUGGCGCCAUGUUCACCAACUCUGGAAAUUUAAUCGUGCACCUGAGGAGUCUGAACCAUGAAGCGUCAGAGCUAGCAAACUACUUCCAGAGCAGUGAUUUCCUAGUACCGGACUACUUAAACCAGGAGCAAGAAGAGACCCUUGUUCAGUAUGAUCUUGGAGAACACAGUUUUGAAAGCAACUCCUCUGUUCAAAUGCCUGUAAUUUCACAGGUCUCCUCAACCCAGAAUUGUGAAAGCACUUUUCCCUUGGGGUCUCUUGGUGGGCUGGCAGAAAAGGAGGAAGAAAUGCCAGAGCAACCAAAGACCAGUGCUUGUGCCGAGGCUCCCGGAGGUGACCCCCCCAAAUCAGAGUUGUCUUCUGUAACUAUUGAGUAAUUUCAUGGUUUGGUUUCAUUUUUUGUUUUUGGAAAGUGCCUGUGCUUGGUCUUCUACAUUUAAAUUUUGUUCAAUUUUUUAAACAAAAAUGGGUUUGGGAAAGAAUUUCCCUUUUUUACUUUGUAAACCCUGCAACUGGUGUUUUAUUUUUCAUGACUGAGAGAUUGCUUCUGUAAGUGCACAAUAAACAUGAUAUUGAAUAAUAAUAGAAGCUAUAAGACUUAAGGAGAACCAGUUGACUUAAAACAUGUAUCAGUUUCUUCUUCCAUUCUUAAAAGUAGGCUAACCAACAGAUCAUUAGGUAAAGGAGAAAUCAGAUCAAUAUUGACCUUCUUGAGAUGAAACGGUACACCAGAAACAAAUUGCUAAAAAGAAUUUGACAAACGGCCCAAAUAGAUGUUUACUCCUAUACACAGGACAUUGUACAAUAUUUUGUAAAGCCUGUUGUUUUGGCAAGUAUUGAAGGUAAGCUUUCUUAAAAAUUAUUAGGGGUAAAUACUACUGAAAUCCAACAUACUCUUUUUUAAGCUUUAUCAUUUUUAUUCUGAUUUUUUUCAUAGUGGAAUUUUGAUAUUGGGUAGGCAGUCCCUGUAUCUUAUAGUACCACUCAUUCAAAUAAUCUUCUAUAAAAGAAGGCAGAGAACAGUGAUUGAGAAUAGUCAAGCUAUGCAUGCAGUGACCAGGAAUGGAGAAUGUAGUGUGUAAAUCCCAGCUUCAUAGGAAUUCUAAUACUGCUUUUCUAGCUGAAAUUGUUAUUUACCUCGUAUUUGAAUGUUAAUGCCUGGCUAAUUAGGUCACUGCCUAAAUCAGUUUUCCUCUUUCCCCAUCAACAAUACUUUCUCUUGCAUAUGCUGGCGUGAUACUAUAUAAAGGAAAAAUAUUGGAGAUAGUCUAUAUUUUAUAUGUAGGUUUAUGUAUUGUUGGGGAUGUUUUUAUUGUGCUGUUUUGGACAAAAUAAAGAAUUCUCUAUUAAGGCUACAUUCUUAACCCAACUAAGAUUGUUUACAAAAAUCCCAUAUGACAGUGACACAUUGUCCUUGUUCCAAAAUAUUUUUAGAUAUUGCCAAGUUUAUUAAAAGCAGUUCGUGUAGUUUUUACACAAUGUAAGCAAUAAUGUAAAAGAUGAGAAAAGGCUAUAAAAUGAUGAUCUCUGACUCAUAAAUCUGACUCAUAAAUAAGACUAAAGAAAAACUAAAAACCUUAAAUUAAUGAGUAUCACCUCUUUUGCUGCUAAAAAAUGAAACUUCCUUUUUUAGUUGAAAUUAAUGAUACUGUAAGCUGGAGUAUACUUUUCAUCUAGUGCCAUUUAUAGUAUCACUGGCUUUGAUCCUAAAUAUUCAUGAGUUCAUGAACAAUGAACUUUUGAGUAACUUUUCCUAUAUGUAUACCCAAAGUUUAAUAAUAAUGAAAGCACCUGAUUCAAUCAGAAAAAAGAAAUAAAAUAUACUUUCUUAUUCAACACACGAUCUGAAUUUUGUUCAGGUGCUAGACCUUAAUAAUAAAAUAUAUUUUUAGGUUUUAAUGAUUUAAUUGUUUCACUUUUUUAAAUAUGCUAAUUCUGUAAUUUAUUUUACCUCCCAUAAAUAUAAAGGAAAGGAAAGUAAACUCAUUGAGAAUUUUUUUAGGUUAAUGUUCUUUAUAUCUCUUUCCAUAUUCUGCUGUCUUUAACUUGUUUCCAACUCCUAGUAUCUCAUUGAUGAUCCCGUUUUUACCCCCUUGCUCUCAAACAUACGGAUAUUACCUUCAGGAAAGUCAACAUAUACAGGUUAUGAUGGGUUUCCACCAUUUAUGCAUCUUUACUAAUAGGGGUGAAUUACUUUCUGCAACAGACUGGUACUUGCUUAGUAAUGGUACUGCUGUGUCUCAACUAGAAAGGUCAGGAAUUUUUAAUGUCAUAUAUACUCUUUGAAAACUAUUAUGCCUACCGGUAGAUAAAUGUCAAAGUUAAUUUAAAAUCUUAUGUGGACAAGACAAAGAAUAGGCAAAAUUAUGACCAGCAAUUGUUGUUGCCCUCAGGUCUAAGAGUUACUAAAAAAAGAAGAAAAAGGAAGGAAGAAAAUAAGGAAAGAAAUAGGGAUAAAGAAAUGCAUUAGAAGCAUUUGGGGGUUUGCUGGUUGGAAGUGUUCAGCACAUCUCCUGUCCUGAGACCUCUACGUUAAGAGAGCCCUGCACAGUUUUGGCAGCUCUGAGGUGUUCUGUGUUUUCAGAAUAUAGAAUUACCACCACUGGCUAUUCUUUCCCAAAUGGGAACUUUAGAUGUUCAUUGGUAAUUACAAAUUGCACAGAUUUCCAAGUUUUAUGAAAAAUUUAAAUAUACUACUGUGAAAAUACAUACUUGGUUAGUUGUCUACUCCCCAUAUCUUAUCAAUACAGUUAACUAAUAUCUAACAUAACACAAUAUAAACAAAGGCCUCCUUUUUUCUGUUUCAAGGAGGCUCUGAUUUUUCUUGAUACACUGUUCAAGGAUAUUUAGCUUACAGAUCUGUUUUAGGAAACUAAGCUGCAAGGGAUAACUGUAUAUAGUGUUAUUUAGAUUUGUUUAAAGUUCAUCCAAGAAAGGGAUGUUUGGAUAUAUUCUUUUUACCAGAAUAUAUGGAAAACAUUGCAAAGAGAUGAAAGGCAGUUAUAUUAUCUCAUUCAUUAGAAACUACCAGUAUAACUAAACAUUAAAAAUUCCAGGUUAAAAUACUUAAGCAUAGCUGUCUUAAGUCCCAUUAGGGUAACUGUGAUAUUUAAGGGCUUAAAUUUUAGGAUACAGGAUAAAUUGCCUUUUUAAAACCAAGUAUUUUAUAUAAAAAAAUUAUUUAUUUUCAAUUUUUAAGCUACCAAAUAGGUGUGAUAUACUUUAGAAAUGAGCAGAUAUUUGCCGUGAUACUGGAUAUACAGUUCUUGCAGUCUUUCUUUGCAUUUUUGAGGGCGUAUUCUAACAGUGGGAGCCUCUAGCAUAUCAGUGAUCGAUCGCACUAAUUCAGAAACAAAGGGAUUAAUAUUGGUUAUGUUUUUGAAUUUUAAGUUUUCUAUAAAGGGAAGUAGAUGGAGUUUGUCACCCACCAAUAUAUUUAAAUGGAUUUUGCUUAAUUUGAAUUUCAAGUAAUCUUAAUUUUUAUUUCAAAUAAUUAGUUAUACAUUUAGUACAUUACCAAAAUUCUCAAAUUCAGUGAGACAAGGUGUACUAAAAUGUUUAAAUAGCCUCAUUCAGUCUUACAUUUUAACAUUUCAGCAACCAUUCUGGCUUACAAUAAUUUGGUUCCAUGUUAUGACAUAUGCCCUUUGGCUUUAAAAACAAACAAAAAAGCUUCCAUUUUGUUAAACUAUUUUAUCAAAUGGAAUGGACUAGUCAGCACAUCUAAUGUACUUCUCAUCAGUAACUCUCUUACCUUCUAACUACUGAGCCAGUCUCUCCCAUGUAUAAGUGGUUCCCUGAGAGCCUUUGAAAGUCAUAUUAUUCUUUCAGUCUUUUAUCUCUUAUUAUUUUUUAUUCUUGUACUUACCUUUUUCUAAAUAGAGGCCACUUACCUAGUUUAGUGGCUUUUAGUUUAAAGAUUCUCAGAUCAUUUUUUAGUGUAUUUUAACUUUAUAGUCCCAGAAAAGUACAUUAUUGUAUGGUAAUUUGUACUAGUGUACCACAUGGAGCGAAUUAUUCUUAUUACUUGAUGAAUGAACAGUCCUAAAAUUGUAAUAUUUAGCUGAAAGGAGUUUGAGAUUUGAGGAAUUGAUAAAGAGAAAUAGAUACUUCCAUGCAGAUACUUAUUCUAUUUUCACUCAUCUGCGAAAUGUGAAGUUAUAACUCUGAAAUCUACAUCCAAGUGAGGGAGAAUGUUUUCUAGAUGUUAAUAUUAAUUGGGGCGGGGGACUGUAAAGUUUGCUUUGGAAGUGACCCAAAGUUGCUAAAAGGUGGUUUUUUCACUGUAAGUUAUUGACAUAAGAUACUUUAUUUAUAAUAUAUUUAGAUUUUGAAAGUUACUGAGAGGAGAAUAUAUAGAAACUUAAUUUUCUUUUCUGAAGCAGUGAAACAAAAUUGGAGGAAGCUCUGUUAUAGUAAACAUCUAUGAGGAAUAUUUAUAGCUAAACAUAGUCCUACAGGCUUUAAGCUAAAAUUGUCAAAAUUUAAAUUAAGUCAUUCCUUGUUUUGCCUAUACCAAUUUUUAUCUUUCAGUCGCUUGACAGAAUGUCGUGACAAUAGAGUAUAUUUUUAUUUGGAAAGUCCUCAGCAAGACACUAUUGCCAAAAGCAAUAAUGGUUCAGAUUAAACAAUGAAGUGGAAUUGAACCAAUUUCUAGGUUCAACUAAGGAACAGACACUCUAUGGAUAUUUCCUUUUUAGAUUAUAAAUAUGUUGAGAUUUAUUAAUGGGGAGUUAAGUCUAUGUCAGAUUAUGGGAUGAAGACUCUUGGUGACAUCAUAGUUGUACUUCAUACUAAACUAACACAGAUAUUUCACUAUGUCAUAAUGAUUAUAUUUUUAUGAUAGAAAAAAGUAGUAGAUCCAUGUCUUUACAAAUAGUCUCUGCAGAGAUGUCAGGCGAUGUUAUUGGAAUCUCAGUGUGGCAGUACCUGAAAAUGAGACUGCCUUAGUUCUAUUUUAAUUAAGUAAGCUCCCUCUGUAUAGGACGCAGGCCAGUUCCAACUAAUACCAAGGUUACUGUUUACAUAAUAGUUUACAAAGAAUUUAAGAAUUCUGACCAUUGAUAGAAAACAAAAACUUAAAAAAAUUUUUUUUAAAACUCAAUUUUUUAAUUUCAGUUUGAAGUGCCUGGUUUAUAAAAUCAAAUUCUUUGAUUAUUUCCUUUCUCUUUUCAAUUGACUGAUUUUGCUGAUUAAGCUGAUUUUGCUAAUUAAGCCAACUUUGCUAAUUAAGCCCUGGGCUCAGUUGUGAUGAUUUAUUGAUAAAAUUUCUGCUUGAUGGUUUGAGGGGCUACAUUUUCAUGACUUGAUUAAAUUGUCCUUGUUUUCCCAAAUGUCGUCUAACCAUAUCCACAUUUCAUUUUUCAAUUAAACAAGUUAAAAAAUCUUCCUGUAAAUGAAAUUCAGGAUACCAAAGUAUAUCACUUACUGAGGAAGGGUAAAUCUUCCCUACGUUAAGAGUAGCCGGUCACCUCUUAACAUAUGUUUCCCUCGGUAUUAGUGGGGCUGUAUUCAUUUAAAGAUGGGAAGCCUUUCGUGCAGUUCCUAGAAACACCUGUUUUCUAGAGGGAACCUUUUCUAUGAUUAGCUUAUAAGUGUGUUUUCUCUAAGAGUUUUCUUUUAUUUCAGUUAUCAAUUGAAUUUUCCAGUUGACAAAAGCUAUGUAAGUCUCUCAUACUGAGAGUAGUCCAUUAAGUUACUGGAAGUUGCACUGUUUUUCAUCUUUCAGGUGCCUGAAAUGAAUGCCAUCAGGUAUUUGGAAGGAGUCCGGUCAUUAAACUUAAUUCAUUUUCUUCCUUGUACAAAGUGAUGGCUUCGAAUGCCUAUAUUUCAAGAUAUUUUUAAAAAACAGCAGUCCUUAAAAGGGUAAAAUUUGGUUUUCAAUCCAAGUUCCAAUAAUAUAUUUGAUUUUUCUGUUGUUACUGAUGCCUCCUGUUGCAUCAGCUCGAGAUUGCCUGCCUCUUUGUAGGGCACACUGAUGGCACCUUAUGUCCAGUUGGAGGGUAGUAUGUGGCUUCUUUGUGCCUCUGCUAUCUUUUCAAAAGCCAUUUUAUAAAAACCCUAUGUAGCCUAUUUUAAUAUUUAAAUAUAUAUAUUUGUGAGAGAUACUUUUAGAACAGACUUCUGUUUUUUCACUUUAAAAUUCCUGUAUUCCCAUUUUUAAGAGUAAAUUUAAACUUUCCAGGAUUAGGACAUGUCUUUUUCCACCACAACAUAAUGAGAAAGUCAGAUUGAGAUAAUAGACCAUAAUUCAGCGAUAGAAGAAAUUGGUGUCGGGUUAAAGGAGACAAAUGUGAAGGAAAUAAAAUGUUUUGAUGUAACAGAAAUGAAUUUUUAAAUAAAAUUGUGUUUUUGUUUGUGUAAUUUCAUAUUUGCUGCUACAUUAGCUCAGUAUUUUACAGAGCUAACAUAUAAAUCUGGCUCCAUUUAAAAUCUGGAGUACUUUCUAGUACAACCAGCCUAGGAGGAAACUGCACCACAGUCUUCCCGAUGAGUGACUGCUUUGUUUAUCUGAUGCAUGCUUUAAUAUUUCCCUAUAGCCCAACAUCAAAGACGUUUGGGGGAAACUUUUGUACCUUGCUAGUUAUAGCAUUAUGAUUCUUUUGGGGCACUGGCAUUUUGUGAAACCCUUGGGGGUGGGUAAUGCUGGGGAGGAAAUGUGAAUUAAAUUAUGUAGAUGGGUGUUUUUAUGUCUUCUACCCCUCACCUAGAAACAGUACUAUUCUCUUAACUGUGCCAGUCCCCAAUUCACCAGCUUUGUAUCCAGUUGUCAUCUCAUUCAAGUAUGGCUUUAUUUGGUGACAGUGGCCAUAGCUAAAUUACUUGGCAUGUUUGACUUUAAAACAAUCACAAAAAUGGUUUUGGAUUUUGUUUUGUUUUAUUUCAUAAAAAUGUAUACAAUGUCAGAACUUCACAUUUUAUAUACUAGUAUCUGGCUAUUAGUAUUUUACAGGAACCAUAGUUCUUGAUGACUACAUAUAUAUAUUCAUAUAUAUAUUUUUGUGACUUUUUUUGUAAACUAAGUGCCGUUUGAACGUUACAAUCAUUUUUAGAGUUAUUGUAAUCAAUGUGAAUACCAUGUUUUUUCAAAUCUGUUCUGAGCCUAUAGUGUUUGCUUUGUGAACAUAUGUGUAUUGUAUAUAUUCUGUAUAGCUACAUUGUACUGAAAUAUUAGCUUGUUUGAUAUAAGGAAAGUAUGUAUUGAGUACCUUUUUGCUAGCCUGGUUGUUUAAUCUUUUUUAAAAAGGUUUAAACUUUUUAAAAAAAUAUCUUUAAACUGGCCUUUAUUACAUGGUCACAAAUAAAGUUACAGUUAGAAGGGAUGGGCAGGGAAAAACUAGUUUUGAGUGUCUUUGAAUAGAAACAAACAUAAGACUAAGAUAUGGAUUUUUUUCCUCAUUAAAAUAUCUUAAUGCUUUAUGGAAUAAAACUUCCUGCUGUUA
Hipposideros armiger (great roundleaf bat) is the source of this 9401-nucleotide messenger RNA. It is a transcript of the gene ZBTB44, whose product is annotated as zinc finger and BTB domain containing 44. The coding region runs from base 486 to 2336 and encodes 616 amino acids. Gene Ontology annotation, molecular function: protein binding; RNA polymerase II cis-regulatory region sequence-specific DNA binding; DNA-binding transcription factor activity, RNA polymerase II-specific. Gene Ontology annotation, biological process: regulation of transcription by RNA polymerase II. The transcript has 6 exons. NCBI's taxonomy places the organism in Eukaryota, Metazoa, Chordata, Mammalia, Chiroptera, Hipposideridae. The record is from RefSeq and is a predicted model, not a curated record.